AUGUCAUCAGAAAUCGAGCGUUCUGUCGAAGUUUCCGACAUUUUCGCCCUCGAUACGGACCACAAAGCACAGUACGAAGCGUUGGCUAAGCUCUGCAAUAAGUAUUUGCCAGUGAACGCGAAUGGACAAGUGGACACGAAUGAAAUUAUUAAGAUUAUUGAUACAGUAAUCGCCCUGGAGACCGGGAGUAUGGUCGUGUCUCGUCAAUUCGUCUCGUUGAUCACUGAUCGUUUGGAUAACCCGAAUUUGGAGCCAGAAUGCAUUAAAUUGAUUUCAGAGGGAAUUUUAUCGAUUAUCAAGACAAGAACGAUCUCUUAUGAGGAUCAGGUAUGCAUUCUUCGUCUGAUGCUUGCGAGUCUCUACGAAAAAGAAGGACGAAUCAAAGACGCCGCUCAAGCCCUAAUCGCUAUCAACUCGGACACAAGCCCGAAAUUCAAUGGACCACAAGCCACGAAAGAAGGAGCCAAAGCGGCCCUCUGCAUCAGAAUCACGAAGCUACUUCUAGACUGCGGAGAGAUCGACGAAGCUGAGCAAUAUGUGAACAGAACGAGUAUUUUGAUGGUUGAAGUGGCUCCAAAUCCGGAAAUUGUGAUUGAGCAUAAAGCACUUCAAGCGAGAGUCUGUGAUGCGAAGAGAAGAUUCGUCGAGUCCGCACAACGAUAUUAUGAGUUAUCGGUCACUGAACAGCUUCCAAUGUCGGAUAGAAUGACCGCGUUGGGAAAAGCUAUCGUUUGUGUGCUUCUUGCGAAACCGGGACCACAAAGAUCACGACUUCUGACGAUUAUCUUCAAGGAUGAACGUGCUCCGAACUGUCCAUCAUUCGAGAUCAUCGCAAAGAUGUACCUGACGAAAGUUAUUCACAAGGAUGAGUUGGAGGAAUUUGAGUCACAACUCCAGCCACAUCAGAAGGUCGACGAGCAUGGAGAAUCGAUCCUGAAGGGUGUGAUUCAGGAGCACAACAUCACCGCUGUUAGCCAGUUGCAUACUAAUAUCAAGUUCAAAACACUCGGAAUGCUGUUGGGUGUAGAUGAAGAAUCGGCCGAAGCGAUGUCUGGUGAGAUGAUAGCCUCCGAACGUCUCCACGGCUACAUUGACCAAACGAACGGAGUGCUCCACUUCGAAGACGCCAAUCCAAUGCGUGUAUGGGACAAUCAGAUCUUAUCAACCCUGGAACAAGUGAACAAAGUCAGUGAUAUGAUUGUGGCACGCCAUCCGGAUUUCGCCACGUUUUUGUCAUAA
Caenorhabditis briggsae is the source of this 1239-nucleotide messenger RNA. It is a transcript of the gene Cbr-csn-4, whose product is annotated as Protein CBR-CSN-4. The record is from RefSeq and is a predicted model, not a curated record. The transcript is spliced from 4 exons. Bases 1 to 1239 code for a protein of 412 amino acids. Lineage: Eukaryota; Metazoa; Nematoda; Chromadorea; Rhabditida; Rhabditidae. Gene Ontology annotation, cellular component: cytosol; COP9 signalosome.